Messenger RNA from Calypte anna (Anna's hummingbird), 3802 nucleotides. Its product is annotated as activated RNA polymerase II transcriptional coactivator p15. The record is from RefSeq and is a predicted model, not a curated record. Gene Ontology annotation, cellular component: nucleus; transcription regulator complex. Lineage: Eukaryota; Metazoa; Chordata; Aves; Apodiformes; Trochilidae. Gene Ontology annotation, molecular function: DNA binding; transcription coactivator activity. The transcript has 5 exons. Bases 151 to 531 code for a protein of 126 amino acids. Gene Ontology annotation, biological process: positive regulation of transcription initiation by RNA polymerase II.
CGGGGGGAGGGGAGGUAGGAACGAGUAACAAAGGGACGCGUCCCCUUUAAACGCCUCAUCCCUCCACGUGGUGUAGGGCAAGGGCGGGGAUUCCGCUAUUCGUCACUUAGGGCUCCCGUGGUGGAAAGGAGCUGCGCGCGGAAUAGGACAAUGCCUAAGUCAAAGGAACUGGUGUCUACAAGCUCAUCUGCCAGCGAUUCAGAUAGUGAAGCAGACAAAAAGGCAAAGCGUAAAAAGCAAGCGGCUCCGGAAAAGCGUGUAAAGAAACAAAAGACUGGUGAAAGUUCAAAAGGUGUAGCUUCUUCUAAGCAAAGCAGUAACAGAGAUGAGAAUAUGUUUCAGAUUGGCAAAAUGAGGUAUGUCAGUGUUCGUGACUUUAAAGGGAAAGUCUUAAUUGAUAUUAGAGAAUAUUGGAUGGAUCAAGAAGGGGAAAUGAAGCCUGGCAGAAAAGGUAUUUCUUUAAAUCCAGAACAGUGGAACCAGCUGAAGGAACAGAUUUCUGAUAUUGAUGAUGCAGUAAGAAAAUUGUAAAUAGAGUCAUAGAGAAACCUUUUAUCAUUUUAGUUAUUUUAAGUGGUCUUUUUACAUUGGCUUCUUUUUUCUAAAAUAUUGUUUUCCAAGCUAUUGUAUAUUUGUAUUGCAAAAUUAUUUGUCAGAUAAAUACUUUUUUUUAUAUCCAUUAAAAGUGUAUUUUAAGUGAGAUUAUUUGUGUAUACUUUACUAAAAGGAAAUGUAUUGCUUUCACCUCAUGGUAUAAAAUAAAUCAAAUAAUAUGUAAAGCAUAGUUUAUAGCCUUUUGAUUGAAGGUGUUUGCUGCUAAGCCACCUAAUGGUGGCUGGUUUAGCUUCAGUUAACUUCUAAUAUGAAUUUGUAUUCUGAGGAGAUCUCUUAAAAUGUUUCCAUUCAUUUUUCUUUUUUAAUUUUUUUUAUUUCAUACUCUUUGGUAUUGUCCUGACAGCUUUCUGUUUUAAGAUUUGAUACAAACAGUGAAUACCUGGGAAAACACAUUUUUGUAGAUAAUUUUAAAUAUUUGCUAAUUUACCAUAUUUAUUGAGGUGUAAACAGUCCUGAGUAUAUGGACUUUCUUGCAAUACUUGCAUGAAGUGUUAUGCUAAACAGUAACACUUGAACACAAGUCACACAACUUCUUCCUGUUUUUCUAUAGCUUGCUUGAUUUAGAAAAUAUAAUUAUCCUUUAUUCUUGGACCCUAGGUUUUAGAAUGUGGUGCAUAAACAUGCCUCAGAGUAAGAUAAUAAUUAAAAGCUCCAAAUGUGGUUAUUAGUUAGGUACUUUUUUCAAGCUUUGCAUUAAAUUGAUUCUUGAACACAUACUGAAUUGUUACUCUGUAGAAAAAAACAGUUAACAAAAUCCCUACAAAGGUUAAUUUGAGAGGAUUGUGUAAACAAUGAUGCUUAAUCUAGUCCAUAACACAGGUUAAACAGUCAAACAGGUUUGAAAUUGCUUCGGUCAAAAUAUUCGGUUAUCAUGUUUCUACCCUGUCCACACUGCCUGCCCAAACAAUUUAACUUGGCUUGCCUUGUGUGGCUUACAUGCACACAAUCUUUUGCACAGAAGAUACUUGGCACUUAAAAGGGAGCACUGGUACAUAAUGGAUCAUGACUCUGGAAUUGGUUUGUCUAUCAGUGUUGUAUUCUGGUAAGAGAAGAUUGUGUUCAGUUGGAAGCUCUAUUAGACUAGGUGCUGCUCCAGUUGAGGGGCUUCUUGGUAGGUGUCACAAACUUUGGAAUGAAGAAGGGAGAAUAUGAUGUUUGAAUAGAACUUGAGAUAAGGGCCAUGCUGGUAUACAGGUUAAUGGUGAAAAGUCAGUAAGCUGAUGCAUAACUGCAGCAAAAAAAUGUAUGUUAGCAUAAUUGGAGAAGAGCUUAUUUUCUGACUUAAUUCAGUUAAUAUCAAAGGAAGAUGAAACUACUUCAUGAAAAUUGACAUUUCAGGUCUAUGUAGUGAAAGUACAACUUACUGGUUUGGCUGUAAUUUUUCCCAUUUGAUGUUAAAUAUAUUUUAAUUUUGUAUAUAUUAAACAAGAUUUACUGUUUAUUUUUUGAAUAUUGUAAUUGUUUAUAUUGCAGACAUACAUGGAAGUCCUGUUCUCCUAAGUGUCAUACACAAACUGUUCUUGUGCUGCAGAGUUUAUAAUUCAGUACAAAUGGAUAUUGAAGGGUGAGAAAGGGUGACUUCAUCAUAUUUAAAUAUUUAUUUAAAUUAAACAUCACAUACCUCCACCUGCUUUUUGUCCGUUGUUGACAUAUUUCAAAUAAAGCUAAGAUUUGAUUUUGUAUAGUUCAGGAAUCAGAGUUUUUAAGAACUACUUGAGGGUGAAUAAAAGGGUGAAGAGAUGUUUAGCUGCAUUUUGGGGUACAUUUAUUAUUUUUUAGCGACUCUUAAUGGGCAUGUAUUAGGGGCAUUUGAACCAAAUAGAAUAAAUAUUAAAAAUCUACUAAAAUUUCACAGAUGAGUGAAUAAAAUAAAUUGCUUCAGAUGACUUAGCAGAUUCUAGAUGUUUGGAGUUUUUUGUGGUACGUAUAUAUAAUUUUUUUUUCCCCCUUUAAAUUUUGUGACCACAUUUCACCUAUUUUACCUUGAAAGUUUCAUGUGGCCAUGUUAGUGUAUGACUAUCAUAAUAGAGGGAACAUUGUCCUUGUUUAGACUACUGUGGAAGUAGCUAAUUGGAUGGUGGUUGUGUAUGAAAGCACAAUAUAAUCGUGUUCAGGAAGGUGGAGAAUUCAUUUAAUUCAUUUUGGGGGAACAUGUAAAAAAGUUUGAAUAUAGUGAUUAGUUCUCUUGUGGAAACUGAUGGUAGAGAUGUUUAAAGUAUUUGUUAACCAAGAGCUCUUAGUUCCUCUUACAGGUAACACCCUUGCUGGUUUUGGGGCAGUUUGUUUUUACUUAGUUGUGUGUUUAAAAAUAGUUUUCCAUCUGCCAGCUAUAUUUCUGCCUUGAAUGAUGAUAAAAUAGCAUAUAUUUUACCUGAGCCAGUCUUGAUGCCUGCAUGACUCUCCUACAAAAAUGUAAUAAGCUAGUCAGUUUCACAAAUUAACUCAAAAUGUUGUGUUUAAUUGUGAGGGAAUUUGUUGUACCUUGGAUGACUGAUGUUCUGGUUACUUGAUAAAAAAUUGACAUAUUAAAUGUUAUUUUAAAAUAAAUGGUAGUGAUUUGUCAUGUUAUUGCUAUGGUUGUACUCUUCCUAAUUUGAGAAGAAAAUUUAAUUUUUAAUGAAGAUUAUUUUCUUGCAAACAAAAUGGUAGUUAGUGUAGAAGUGUCCAGGUAAGAAAAUUUUGAAUGCAUGAAAAGACUGUAAUGUGAGAUUAAAAACACUGUUCCCUUUCAUUGAAGUGGUAAAAGAAAGAUACAUUUGAUUCUUGAUAUUUAUGCUGUGCAUAUUAGCAAAAUGUUUAAUUUAUCAAACCUACUAUGGAGCUGAAGAGUAAAAAAUACACGAGAGCUGCCAAAGUACCAUAUGUGUGCAAAGUUAAACUGUCAUGUACAAUGAUGUUCAUAUUAAAGUUUAAUAAAUGUAGUACUAAGUUUGAUAUUUCUGUUACAGGAAGUGCACCAGUUAUGUACUUAUGUGAUCUGUUACAAAAAAAUUGAUGAUUGUAAUUCUGGUAAUUCACAUGUGGAACUAUGUGGAAUGUUUCAUGGUUUGUUCUGGUGGUCUCUAUUGCAAAGGCCCCUGGAAAUAUGUGCCCUCCAACUGUAAUUAUUUUAAUGUUCAAAUAAGAAGUAGUUGAAUGCACCAUGUGUAAUAAUUUGAACACUUGGAAAUAAACAGAUUUCUGUUGA